Pundamilia nyererei is the source of this 2136-nucleotide messenger RNA. It is a transcript of the gene tlcd3b, whose product is annotated as TLC domain containing 3B. Gene Ontology annotation, biological process: ceramide biosynthetic process; lipid homeostasis. The record is from RefSeq and is a predicted model, not a curated record. The coding region runs from base 47 to 919 and encodes 290 amino acids. Gene Ontology annotation, molecular function: sphingosine N-acyltransferase activity. The transcript is spliced from 6 exons. NCBI's taxonomy places the organism in Eukaryota, Metazoa, Chordata, Actinopteri, Cichliformes, Cichlidae. Gene Ontology annotation, cellular component: membrane; endoplasmic reticulum.
AGUAAAGCCACACACACACGUGCACACUUCUGAGAAGUGUGUUGCCAUGUGGGGCCUCGUGGCUGCCGGGUCCGUCUUCUUCCCAGGACUCUUCCUCCUGUCCAAACAGGCUCUCAAACAGCUGAUGGGAUGGAGCGAGGGGGACGCCGCUGUCGUGUCAACACGCCUGGUGUCAUCCAUCCAGUCCAUCAUGGCCUUCUCAGCCGGAUGCAUCAUCAUCGCGUCCUGCAGGGACGUCAUCGAGGACCGACAUUGGCUGACUGAUGCCUACAUCUUAUUUGCCACGCCUUACUUUGCCUACGACAUCUACGCCAUGUUUCUGUGUUACCGGCACAAGCUGCAGGUCAAAGGUCACGAGGAGGCGGGCCAAAGCGUUGGGUUGAUGGGAGCCACUGUGAUUGGUUACCUGCGCAGGGAGUUCCUCAUGGUGCUGCACCACAUCUUCAUGGUGACCUUCUGCUUCCCCGCCUCUCUGCUGUGGAGGCAGGGUAAAGGUGACUACUUCCAGGGCGUCUUGUUUCUGGCUGAACUCAGCACCCCGUCCGUCUCUCUGGGGAAAGUCCUGAUCCAGUAUAAGAAGCAGCACACGCUGCUGCACAAAGUGAACGGCGUCGUCAUGCUGCUCACCUUCUUCGGUUGUCGGGUCUUACUCUUUCCUUACCUGUACUACGCCUACGGCAGGUAUGCAUCGAUGCCGAUGUACCGGGUGCCCCUGGUGGCCCCAUGGCAGUGUAACCUGGGGACGGCCCUGCUCUGGCCUCUUCAGCUUUACUGGUUCACGCUGAUCUGCAGAGGAGCUCUGCGCCUGUUCACCCAACGCUCAAAUUCACCACCUGCGAUUCUUAAAGCCGACGGCAAUGUGGGCCCAGCUAACAGCUGCACAACCAAUCAGACAGCUGGUGGAGGAAGAGGAGAGUAAUGUAAUCCGAUCAGAGCCAAUCAGAUUACCAGGGGGGCGGUGACUGUUACAAACAGAUGAGUGUUUCUUCUCGUUUAUGGUAAAAGUUCCAAGGAGUGAACGUAGUGACAGAAAAGCUUACAGAUGCAGAUCCAUUAUUAAAUGGAAAAAGGAGGAAAUGAACAUUAGAAGUGUCACCAAGUUUAAUCAGAAGGGAGACGACGGCUGUUUGUAGUAAAACCACACAAGAAGAAUCAGGAUUUACCGAUCACACUGACGUUUACGAGAUCAUACGAGGAGCAAACCUGUACCCGACCUGUAAGGACAAAAGAUCAAACUAUAUAUAAAAAGGUAGAAAUGGUUUGUGUGAAGAUGAUGAUAAUCGGUUCAAAGGGAACAGAGAAAUCAUCCUCUAGGAUUAGCUUCAUUUUAAGGAGUCCCACAGGGAUCAACAUCAGGCCCACUGUCAUUCACUCUGCACAUGAACAUUGAUCAUGUCAGGAUCCAAUCUGCUUCACCAGAUUUUCUAACCACUGAUUAAGAAUAUAUUAAGGAAUCAAAGUAUUACAUAUUUAUCAAACAGGUUAUUGAUCAUUAUUUUGGGGGACUAUUAAAUAGCAUAUUUGUAGGUGCAGAGGAGUAGACAUUCAGCCUGUGGUCACACUGUGAGCUACACUGGCCCUCCGUAUAUUCGUUAAGUCAAGUUCAUUGAAGUUUGUAGUGGUUCUAUAAUAGGUGCCUUAGUUUUUCCAAUGUUUCCAACAGUAAAUAUUGUCCAGCUUCAUUCUGCAAAGUCAGUUUUGAAGCUGAUGAUAGCGCUUCCUUUCCCCCCACGAGCACCACAGAGCCUGCGUCGAUAUCCAACAUCAAAGCUAUUCAAGUGUUUACAGUCGCCCUCACCUCUGUGUCACUUUUAGCUGAAGACAGGACUUCCUGCUCCUGCGUACAACAUCAUCUGCACUGUUUAUGCUGACAAUACCAUCUUGAGGAUCCACGACUUCAUUAGCAUUUUGACCAGUGUGUGUUUGACAGUGCCGAGGCCUUUUAAUAAACAACAACAACCACAGGCCUGUAUGUUUGUUUGUUUUCUGAUCCACUCACGUGACUCAGCUUCACGUCGGCUCGUUUGAAUCUUGUGUCUGAUUUUUUUGCAGCAUAUAGUUUGUUCUCAUGUCUUUCUACAAAAUACAUGUUGAUCAAAGAUCUUCCUGAAUUAAUAAAUUUGACUUAAAACUGAA